This is a messenger RNA of Benincasa hispida (wax gourd), 1841 nucleotides long. Its product is annotated as putative serine/threonine-protein kinase PBL8. Gene Ontology annotation, molecular function: protein kinase activity; ATP binding. Lineage: Eukaryota; Viridiplantae; Streptophyta; Magnoliopsida; Cucurbitales; Cucurbitaceae. The record is from RefSeq and is a predicted model, not a curated record. Gene Ontology annotation, biological process: protein phosphorylation.
AGACCAAAACAAGACCGUGCGGUGGUGGAAGGCAACGAGUUUAAAGCAGCAGGAGUGAGAGUUGGUGUCUAAGAUCAUUACAGGAAAAAGAUAAAACUAAUCUCUCUGCGGAAUGAAAGUCUGGAACAACAAUCCCAUCUCUCACCCGAGGUCUGCCACUGCUGCUGUCACUGUCAAUUCUACAACUGCAACAACCAUUGCAACAGCGAUUUGUCCAUUUAUCGCUCUUUGGUCCGCUUAGUCAGCAAACCAGCCAAGUCUACCGCCGUCAGCACUGCUGCAUUACAGUCCCAAUCACAACUUCAGCCACACCAAACUAAGUGGAGUCGAGAUGGGCAACUGCGGUACUAGAGAAGAGUCUGCAGUUGUUUCCAAUGCUCAAGUUCAACAGCUGCAUACUUCGUCUUCAUUGGCUGUGAAAAACGCCAACAACAAUGCUACAGAUAAAAGGCAUAUUCAUAACCGGUCCAUAUCAGAUCUAAGCGAUCCUUCAACCCCUCGCAGCCUCGAGGACUUUAGAAAGAAUUCGGUACUUUACACACAUGUUAUCGCUUUCACAUUAUACGAGCUGGAAACGAUCACCAAGAGUUUCCGCUCCGAUUACAUUCUCGGAGAGGGCGGUUUUGGAACUGUUUACAAAGGCUACAUUGAUGAGAACGUAAGGGUUGGCCUCAAAUCUCUUCCUGUCGCUGUCAAGGUUCUCAACAAGGAAGGCCUCCAGGGCCACCGAGAAUGGCUUACAGAAGUCAACUUUCUUGGUCAGCUAAGACAUCCGAACCUUGUCAAGUUGAUUGGUUACUGCUGCGAGGAUGAUCACAGAUUACUUGUCUACGAGUUCAUGUUUAGAGGAAGCCUUGAAAACCACCUCUUUCGAAAGACAACUGUUCCGUUGCCAUGGGCAAGAAGAAUGAUGAUAGCUCUCGGAGCGGCCAAGGGACUUGCUUUCCUUCAUAAUGCUGAACGGCCCGUUAUCUAUCGGGAUUUUAAAACCUCUAAUAUACUGUUGGACUCUGACUAUACAGCUAAGCUCUCGGAUUUUGGGCUUGCAAAAGCUGGACCACAAGGUGAUGAGACGCAUGUUUCUACUCGAGUAAUGGGUACUUAUGGAUAUGCUGCCCCAGAAUAUGUCAUGACUGGGCACUUGACAGCAAGGAGUGAUGUAUACAGUUUCGGUGUUGUUCUUCUGGAGCUUUUGACAGGAAGAAAGUCUGUUGACAAGACAAAACCAAGCAAGGAGCAGAAUUUGGUAGAUUGGGCCCGACCUAAACUAAAUGACAAGAGGAAGUUGCUACAAAUAAUUGACCCUAGAUUGGAAAGUCAAUACUCGAUAAGGGCAGCACAGAAGGCUUGCAGCCUAGCGUAUUAUUGCCUGAGCCAGAAUCCAAAAGCAAGACCAUUAAUGAGCGAUGUAGUUGAAACUCUGGAACCAUUGCAAAGCGGUAACGAUGCAACUGAAUAUUCAUCAAUGGGAACUAGUCCAUUUGUUAGGGGGGGUGCCCCUGAUUACAGGAUGCGACGAAGGUUUAUUGACAAUGUUGGUUCAGGGGCUAGUUGCCGGUCUCCUAACCCCAAUUGUUCCCCGAGCGGCCCUACUGCAUGUAGGGUUAGAUGAAAAUGCAUCUUGUUUUGUACUUGGCUUGCUCUUUGCUUUUAUUGAAAUGAGAAUGUCCAGUGUAAGACGUCGUACAUUGGUGUCUAUGUCUUGUAGAUGAUCGCAGUGUCACUCGAUGCUGUUCAUCGCCAACCUGGAAUUGUAAUAUUUGGCCAUGUGUUGUGUAGAAUAUUUGGAACUGUAAUUAUUACAUGGAUACGUCGUUCUAACUUGCAUGUGUUUCUUAGAA